GAACUACCAGUCUUCCACGAAGCUCACCUAGUACCCCUCAACCCUUCACUUUAUUUAUAUAAUGAUGGCAUCCUAUCCUUAUUUUAUUUUUCACUUUCAACUGACAGACAGCAGAGAAAGCUCCAUGGUGAAUCCAAGGAAUCCUAGUUUCAGUGGAGACGGAGAAGGUGAGGAACACAGGGAAUCCAACAAUGAAAGCAGUACCUACCGAGGUUUAGAUCCCUUUGAUCCAGCUGUUGCUGCCGCCUUCGAAAGAGAGAAGAUGAAUCAACAACGAGGUCAAGGUCUAGGUAAACGUCCACGUGGAAGAAGAUUCUCUCCAAAUUCCAGUGAGCGCAAUCACUCUGCGAACAGUCAGACGGUAGCUGAACGUGAAACAGAGCCGUCGAGACAGCAACAACGAGGUCAAUUCCGAUCUACAGAUGCAUGCUCUGAAGAUUCUCAUUUAAGAGGAGAAAAUAUUCCAGAAAUCCCUGUAGCAGAGACAAAGGAAGAGAAGAAUAAGAGGAGAAAGACCCAAAAAGCUGUGGCCGAUAAAAACUAUAGGGAGAAAAUCAGGCAAAGAGCAGCGCUAGCGGAUAAACUUGAGCCUGAAAAUGAAGAAUUACGCGAAGAAAUAGAAGAAUUACGCAAAGAAAAAGAAGAAUCACGCAAAGAAAAUGCAUCCCAACAAGCAAUGAUAGAGGAUCUUAGAAGAAGAUUGGCCCAACAGGAGAAGAAAGUAGAUGAUCUUACCGAAAAUGGGAAAAAUGUAGAUGAUCAUGCAAAAAAAAUUGGCCAAAUGGAAGGAGAAGACGAAAAAGUGCCAGGAAGAAAACCGAGAACUGCAUGCUGAAAUGCAAAGUUUACGUGAGAGGAUGAGGAUGGUUGGAUUAUUACUAGAAAAAGACAGGCCUAAAAAAGGCACGUUUGUGAA
Molecule: messenger RNA, 916 nt
Organism: Rubroshorea leprosula
Lineage: Eukaryota; Viridiplantae; Streptophyta; Magnoliopsida; Malvales; Dipterocarpaceae
Source: the annotation of a GenBank genome assembly